This is a messenger RNA of Cuscuta europaea, 8322 nucleotides long. The record is from the annotation of a GenBank genome assembly. Lineage: Eukaryota; Viridiplantae; Streptophyta; Magnoliopsida; Solanales; Convolvulaceae.
UUUACCUUCCAACUUUUGCGUUCCAAAAGGGUGGCGCCAUACUUCAAGUCUACUAGUUAUUUGGCACAUUCGGGGUUCUUAAUGACGGAGUUCAUUGCUUCGUAGUUUUUAUUUCAUCCGCUUUUAUUCCUUCUUCAAUUGUUUGUAAUUCAAUUCACUGGACGAAUUUAGGAUUUAGGUUUCCAAGAUAGAUUUCAUCAGGGACUUCUCGGGACCGAACGCUGCUCUUACGGGAACCAAGGGUAUUUUGGAGGAUUGAGAACUUUGGACCAGCUUCAUCAAUUUAUUACUUACGGAUGGUUCAUGAGACACGUUCUGGGAAGAAAAAUGAAGCUGACGAGGGUAAUAAUGGGAAAGGAUCAUAUCGUUUUGGCACUGGAAAGAUGAAUCACCUUGGGUUGAGAAAGUCCUCUCAGGAAAUGCCGUCAAGGACAUGGAAGUCUAAAAUACUCGAGAAGCAGCCACCACCUACUCAAAGGAGGUCUGGGAGAUCUGACACACCUAGUCCUUCAAGGAACUCUAGUAGAGUUAAAAGACAUAUUAUAUCCAAUUCUUCAGUAGGAAAUCUCUCAGAGGGAGAGUUGGAUUUAUAUGGCACAAAGAAGAAAGGAGAAAAAUAUAAGAGUGUCAAGAAUUUUAAUAUAAUGAAAUCUGAGAAAGAUGGCACCUCUACUGAUCAUAACAUAUCUAUGAAAAGGAAGAGAAUGGAUGCCCGAAGUUUUAGUUCAUUCUUCAAACAGCAACGAACAAGAGAUGCAAUACCAGCAACUUACGAGGUCUCAAAAAGAUCAAAUAAAUUUCCUAGAGUUGGCAGUGAUGACAAUCUUGUGGAGGACAAAGUGAAUGGGGUUGUUGAUUGCCACCAAGAGGUUAAAAGAAAAUUUGGUGAAGACCAUGCUGCACUAUCUGAUGAAGUAGAAGAUACCCUCUCUUGUUCAGAGGAUUUUAUCAUGGGAGCUUUACAUAGUCAAGACAGGGCAGGAUUGCCACAUGAAAAGGAUAUUUCUAUUUCAGCAGAAGCACCAUCUGCUUGUCUAUCUGAAGCAGAUAAAUUAGAAUCUUCAACAAAUGGGUGCAUAAUCAGUGCAACCUUGGAUGGAACUGAAAAACUGCUAGAGGGAGACUAUGAUAGAGAAACUGAAAAGAUCCCAAAUUUGACAGGGUCUACUACUCCUUUAUGUGAACUUAAUUCAAUCAAUAGAGAGCAAAGCAGAAAAAGGAAUUCCGAUAGCAUCCAAACUAUCUGCAAAUCAGUUUCUGUGACUGCUCAAUCAACGUUUGCCAGCCAUGGAAAGCGUUGCUUUCCUGGGUCCUGUGGUACAUGCAUGAAACAGAAAAGUCAGUCCAUGCAAUUUUGGACGGGAUUUUCACUAUGGGUCAUCCGGAAACAGUCUCUCUGCUUUAGUACAGGGUCAAUGUCACGAUUCACUAAGUGUGGAGCUCUGCAUGUGUCGUGCUCUUCCAAAGGACAUUAGUAAUAAAACUUUAUACAAGGAUAAAGUGAGUGUUGAAGCUACUGCUAAUGGGAAAUCUAAAGGUGCAAACAUUGUUUCUGAGGUGGAUAAUCUAAAAAAUGCUUGUGAUGUGUGCAAGCAAGAUGGAAAAAGCCUGUUAUGUUCUGGUGAAGGUUGUAGGAGAUGUUACCACCUCUCUUGUUUAGGGCCUCCUUUGGAUGAUUUUCCAUCUGGAAUCUGGCAUUGUCUCUGGUGCGUGAAGAAAAAGAUUGAAUUGGGUGUCCAUUCAGUAUCGAAAGGAGUAGAGUCAAUUUGUGAUGCUAGAGAAGUGGAAAUGUCAGGUUCCGAAGGUUCUUCCGGAACCAGAAAACAGAAACAGUAUCUUGUCAAGUAUCAAGGUCUUGCCCAUGCUCACAAUCAGUGGCUACCAGAAGCUCCAUUGCUUAUUGAAGUGCCAUCAAUUCUUGCAGAGUUUAAUCAUAAAAGUCAUGAUGUAACCUGGAAUUCUGAAUGGACAAAGCCUCAGCGUUUACUAAGGAAAAGGUUAUUAUCUUUCUCCAAGCUGCAUGGGGAAAACCAAAAUCUUGAUGUUGGUGAUAACCUAGAAUGCCAAUACGAGUGGCUUGUAAAGUGGAAAGGCCUUGAUAUUGAGGAUGCAACAUGGGAGUUGGAGAAUGCAGAUUCUCUCUGUACUUGUCAUGGUCUUAGCCUCAUUAGAGAAUAUGAGAGUUGUCAAGGAAAACAGAGUGAUAUACCCUCCAAUCAUACUGCAAAUGAUAAUGGACUGGGACCUUCCAAGUUUCUUGAGUAUUGGCUUCCUGUUCAAGUUUCCAAUUUGCAGCUUGAGCAGUAUUGUAAUACGCUUCUCUCAAAUGUCAAUGCCCUGUGCUCUUACACAAAAAGAAGUGAUCCUGUUGGAGUGCUUAAUACAGUUCUUCUCGAUCUUCGAAAGUGUUGUGAUCAUCCGUAUAUUUUUGAUGGAUCUGUGCUACCCCUGAACAAGGGGCUUUCUCCUACUGAGAUUUUGGAUUUUGGAAUAAAAGCAAGUGGAAAGUUGCUUCUUCUUGACAAGAUGCUGUCAGAAAUGAAACACAAACAUCUCAGUGUAGUUAUCUAUUUUCAGGACUCUAUUGGCCCUGUAUCAUCACUUGUUAACAUAUUGGAGGAAUUUCUACGAGGAAGAUUCGGAGAAGAUUCUUAUGAAUGUGUACAUACUUGUCUCCACACAUCGAAGAGGCAAGCAGCUCUCAAUAAGUUCAUGAAGAAGGAAAGUGGACAAUUUGUACUACUAUUGGAGAGUCGUAUUUGCAAUGCAAGUAUUAGAUUAUCAUCAGUACACAGUGUAAUAAUAUACGGUGGCGAUAAUAAUCCACGAAAUGAUUUGAGGCUUAUACAGAAGCUAUCCUUUACGUCACUGUCUGAACCAAUCAGAGUUUUCCGGCUAUAUUCGUGCUAUACGGUGGAAGAGCAAGCACUUGUAAUUGCAAAGCAAGAUCCUAAUGUUGAUAACUUGCUGAGUUUAAACAAGAAUUUGAAAUGUACUCUCAUGUGGGGUGCUUCGUUAUUAUUCAGUAGAUUGGAUGAGUACCAUGCCAGUGUCUGCCAGGCAUCAGCUUCAGAUAUGUCACAUGAACAGUUAUUUAUAAAUGAUGUUAUCAAGGAAUUCUGUACUAUAGUAUCUCCUAACAGAGAAAUGGAUGCCAUGCAUGAGUCAGUGAUCUCCAAAGUACUCAAGAGUUCAGGACCUUGCAUUACAGAUCUUCCAUUAUUUGGUGAGCAGAAAGUUAAGUAUACACACGAAGAAGAGCCACAAGUAUUUUGGAAAAGGCUGUUGGAAGGAAGAUCUCCUCAAUGGAGACAUAUAAGUGGUCCAACCCCGAGGAACAGAAAGAGAGUCAAAUACUUUGAGAGCUCACCACGUACUCCAGAGAUUAGUAGUGAUGAGGCAGGGAAAAAGCGUAGGAAGAUGUUGAAUAGUGGUGUGGAUGCUAUCCCUACUUUGCCUAUACCUGAAGGUGUUCAACUUGCUGCUUCAAAGGAAGGAGUGUCUACAACUAGAUCUUCUAGCAGCCCAUCGCAUGUAGUUGAUGUUGAACAUGUGGAAAGAAAGUCUCUACUUGUUGAGCAGAAGACCCUUCACAUCUUUCUAAAAGAAGCGAUUACCAAAGUCUUUGAAGUGCUAAAACUUUCGAAUAAUGUCAAAUACAUGGUCGGAAGACUCCUAGAUUAUAUUAUGGAGAAUCUCUGUGUUUGCGGGGAACCACCAACUCUACAAGCACUGCAAGUAUCACUGUGUAGGAUGUCUGCAAAACUCUUGAAGAGAAAAGCUGAAGUGAGCAAUAUACUUAAGCUAACAAAAGAGCAUUUGAAAUUUGAAUGCACUGAAGCUGAAGUAGACAAAGUCUAUAUGAAAUUGCGCUCAUCAAAGGAAGCAUUUUUGCGUCACUUGGAAAAGACUGGAUUCGCCUUAAAGCCAUUAAAAGGGAUGGAGAAUGUGGCAACUGAUAUUAUAAAGGAUACGAUAUGCAUAAGAGAAAAUGUUGCACAACAAACCACAGGUUUAAAGGGUAAAGUUGUUGAGAGUGAGAUGGAUAAGAUUAUUAGGCAGGUUCAGUGCAAGUGUGACAUGAGAAUGUCAAGGCUCAAAGAAAAACAACAAGAGGAAAUUGAGAUCUUCCAGAAGGACUGCAAAGACAAGAGGAUGGCUAUUGAGAAAUUUUACAGAAUGCAGUUAAUCAUUACUCGUGCCAUACAUUGUAAUACCAUUAUGGGAAAGAACAAAGUGAAUCAAUUAAAUGAUGAAUUUGCAAGAGAAUUAGCUGAACACAACUGCCUGAAGGACUUGAAAUUGAAUGAAAUUGAAGAGAAGCAUGAAAAGGAAAGGGUUGUGGAAAUGCAAAAGGCUGUUGCUUGGGUUGCUAAAGCUAAACUAUACUGUAUCGAUGGUGUAGCUGCUGAGCUGCAUUCGAGCACUUCUGAUUCCAGAAAUGAUGCUGGUGACCUUCAAUGUAGUGCAGAUUCUGAUACUCAUAUAUCUGAUUCCAAAGAUGUCUCUAGAAACCUUCAAGAUAUUGCUUACAUCGGUAAUAGCAUUAUUCACGUGGAAGAAGCCGAUAAGAACCUUCAAGAUAUUGCAGAUGCAAGAAAGAUAUCUGACUCCAGGGAUAAUGUUGCAAACCUUCAAGAUUGUAUACAUGCCUAUAAAAAUACCACUGAAGUUGCUGCUUCUGGGAAUAUUGUUGGUGACCUUGAAGAUAAUACGUGUGUUGAUAUAAUUAAUCGUCCUUCUAAUGUUUCUCCCAGAGAUGACAUUGGAAACAUUCAAGGCGAUGCUGUUGUCUAUAAUCCGCUAAGUGUUGUUUCUCCGUCUGGUAGUAAUGUACAGGGAAAUGAGCCUAAUAUUGUUUUGAUUGAUGAACCAGAGCACAGCGUGGAACCUUCUAAUGUGUCAACAUUUACCACAUGUGUGGUCCAAAGUAAAGAAUUUGUAACUAAUACAAGUUCUGAAAAGCCAACAGAGACCAUAUCUUCUGCUUUUGAAAAGCUUACUGUAGAUGAAAUUUCAGUUGGUGCACAUAGUGAUAGUGUUUUACAUGACCAUAUAUCUGAAGACACAGUUCAUGUGGUCCCAUUGUUUUCUGAAAAGCUUACUGUUGACAAGAUAACAGUAGGUGUUUCAGUUGGUGCACAUAGUGAAGAUGUUACAAGUGACCAUGCAUCACAUGACACUGUUCAUGUGGUUCAAUUGACUUCCAAAGAGCAUGCUGUCGAUGAUAUUUCAGUAGAUGUAUAUAGUGAAGAGGUUACAAGUGGCCAUCCAUCAGAGUGUACUGAUGAUGUGGUCCAAUUGACUUCCGAAAAGCAUAGUGUUGAUGAAAAUUCAGCAGAUGCGUAUAGUGGAAGUGCUAUAAACUAUCAUUCAUUGGAGGACACUGUGCAUGUGGUCCUAUUGACUUCUGAAAAGCAUACCAUUAAUGAGAUUUCAGUAGGGGCGCAUAGUGAAGAUGUUCUAAUUGACCAUCCAUCAGAGGAUACUGUUCCUAUGAUCCAAUCUACUUCCAAAGAGCAUCCUGUUGAUGAGAUUUCAGUAGGCUUGCAUAGUGAAGGUGUUAUAAGUGACCAUCCAUCAGAGGUCACUGUUCCCAUGUUCACAUUAACCUCUGAAAACCAUGAUGUCAUUGACAUUUCAGUAGGUGUGCAUAGUGAAGACGUUACAAGUGACAAUCCAUCGGUGGACAAUGUUCAUGUCCCAUUGACUUUUGAAAAACAAACUGUUGAUUAUAUUUCAGUAAGUGCACUUAGUGAAGAUGUUAUCUGUGGCCAUCCAUCAGAGGACACUAUCCCUGUGGUUCCAUUGUUCUUUGAAAAGCAAAUUGUUGAUGAGAUUUCAGUAGGUGCGCGUAUAGAAGAUGUUAUACAUGACCAUAAUAAAGAUGCACAUGUUGAAGAUGUUAUACAUGACCAUGUAUUGGAAGAUACUGUUCCUGUGAUCCCAUUGACAAUUCAAAAGCAUACAGCUGGUGAAAUUUCAGUUAGUGUGCAUAGGGAAGAUGUUUUACAUGGUCAAUCGUCAGAAGUGCCUGAUGCAAGUAUAACUACCCGGGGAUUGGCUGUGAAUGGUUGUACACCUAUUAAUAAGACUGAUUUCUUAAAUAAUGAUGGAAACCAGAAUGACACAGCUAAUAAAUCUGGAGAUAAUAACUCAGCAUCCCAAGAGAUUUUAUUUGCCUUGCCCAAUGUACAAACAGGUGCCUUGUCAGAUGAUAGCGAACUAUCACAGCAAGAUCAGGUACCUUGUUAUCAAUCUUGCCAGCCUUUAGCAUCUAUUGAAUCACAAUGCAAUCUUGGCAAUACAUCAGAAUCUGAAGCUGCACCUCCCCUUUUGGAUGCUGGGAGACCAGUUAUGCUGUGGAGUUGUGAAUCCUCACUGUCCGGAAACAGGGAGCCACAGCUACCACCUUCUGGUGGCCUCACUAUUAGAUCUGAUCAACUUUCUCUCAAUCGGGAAAACAAGGAUUCACAUUGCUUUGAGCCUUCUUCUAAUGUGACGCUUCAUCAGAGUCAAACAAAUUUAGAAGCGAAUAACACAAGAUGGGACACUAAUAGAUCUGAUCAACUUCCAAGUAGGGAACGACACUGCACACCUCAGAUCACUAUUCCCCCCCGUGAAGCGAGGGUCAUUAAUAGAUCUGAGCAACUUCCUCUCAAUAGAGAAAACAAUGAUUCACAUUGCUCCGAGCCUUCUUCUAAUGUGACACUUCAUCAGAGUCAAACAGAUUUACAAGUGAAUAGAACAAGAUCCCAGCCAGGUGGUGAACGACGCAGCAUACCUCAGAUUACUAUUCCCCCCCGUGAAGCGAGGGUCACAAGAGAUCUUCCUAACCAAGAAAAUGUGCAACCUUCUAAUAUGACCUCUAUUCCGGGACCUAAUAACGUCCGAAUGACUCAUCUUCCCCAUUUUUUGACUCCAGCAAACCCCCCAGGCGGUGUUCCAUUUAAUCCUCUUUCCAAGGAAUUGGAAAGGUUACGUAAUGAAAUAGAAGUAGCCGUGAAGUCCCAUGAAGACUGGAAAGUGCAGCAGAGAUCUGAGUAUGAGAAUGAAAUAAAGGAAGUGGUUGCACAAAUUUGUAAAAAAUAUGAGGCAAAAAUAAUGGACGGUGAAACAGCUCUGUUAAAGAGGAAAAGUGAACUAGAAUCAAAUCAAAGCAAAGUUCUUGGGCACAAGAUAUUGGCUGAAGCUUACAGAUCGAAGUGUUUGGAACCCAGGUGGUCUGCGGCGCUUCCCCAAAUGCAGCAAGUUAGAAGUGAAAAUACUAUUUCUUCACCUGCAGCUGGACAUCCUGGUUAUGUACAUCAUGUACCAAUGCUGCCCCCAUUGAGAACUCCUCCUGCAUUUUCUCCACAUUCACUCCAUACUCCUAGUCCAACAGUUUCUUCUCUUAGGCCACCACCCGGGUUUUCUUCUUCAGCUGGCCAGCACUCGAUAGGUAACCACCAUCAUGCUUCUUCCACCCCGCAUCCGUCCAGGACAUAUCAUACUAACCCCUCACCCACCUCCAGAUCCACCCCCUCCAUUAAUAUUUCAUUUUCUUCUGGCCCACUAUCUGCAGUUCCCAACCAAUCGCCAUUUGUUGGUGACGUAUCCCCUGCCCCUGGAAGUAUUCGUACCCCGGCCCAUCUUCAAUUGUUCAGACCUAUAUCCCUCCCAAGUGCUGCUCCGUCUGUACCAUCCCUCCCCCAGGUGCCACCUCAGCCGCCACAGGCAGUGUCUUCUCAACCACCUCAAAUGACGGGACCCACCCCCCCACAUCCACAACUGGCAGCUGUACAUAUGAACACGGAAGCCAAUAGUACUGUCUUGCCUAAUAACACUUCACUGCCCCCUUUACCGGAAAAUGGUACCGCAUUUGAUUUGGUAGACCUAUCUGAGCCAACAACGGGUACCUCUGCACCUCAAGUGAAAGCGGUUGCUGAUGUGGUCUGUCUCUCUGAUGAAGAUUGACAUACUCAUUUGGAAUAUCAAGCCUGUCCCUCUAAGGGCAUUGUAAUGUCUCUCAGGGGUAGAAUUUUUGCUGAUGACAUGAAAUGUAAAAAUCUCUCCACGAUUCCAUAUAUGUAUGGAGAUUUUUGUUUUGUUUUACAUCUUGUUUGGCUGCGCUAGGAGGAAUCCUCAAUGUGUACAGUAAAAUAGAUUCAUUAUGCAUUCCCAGUGACGGGCUAUUGUCAUUUUGUGUUCUUGGAGUAUGUAUGCAAGUAAGAAGCGUUCCUUUCCUCUAGUGUUAAACUAACACAAAGCUUUGAGCUGCUCACUUUUAAAAUUGAAACCUCGAUAUCAAAUCUUGAUAUGACAUUAGAGUCAAGAUCGCUG